GGAGUCUACAUAUUUAUAGUUUGGAAUUGGAAAUCAGUCUUGCAGACAGCAUACACACAUAUCUUUUAAAACAAAUUCAAGAAUAACAAACUCUUUCGAUUGAGUUGCAAAAGUCUGAAGAUGACCGAAAUUUCUGAACCAUUGACGUUGGCAAGAGAUGUCAAAAGAUCAAUAGAGCUCUUAGAAAAGCUUCAGGCUAGUGGAGAUUUCCCAACAACAAAAUUAGCCGCAUUGCAAAAGGUUCUAAACUCUGAUUUCUUAAACUCUGUUCGCGAAGUCUAUGAACAUGUUUACGAAACCGUGGAUAUUCAAGGUUCACACGAUGUUCGCGCAUCUGCGACAGCCAAAGCAACCGUUGCCGCUUUUGCCGCCAGCGAAGGUCACGCCCAUCCACGAGUAGUCGAAUUGCCGAAAACAGAGGAAGGAUUGGGAUUCAAUGUCAUGGGAGGCAAGGAACAGAAUUCUCCCAUUUAUAUUUCCCGGAUAAUACCUGGAGGAGUCGCCGAUAGACAUGGAGGACUGAAAAGAGGCGAUCAGUUACUCUCAGUAAAUGGCGUGUCUGUUGAAGGUGAAAAUCACGAGAGAGCGGUGGAACUGUUGAAACAAGCUGUCGGAUCCGUGAAACUUGUUGUGCGCUACACUCCAAAAGUACUCGAGGAAAUGGAGAUGCGGUUCGAUAAACAACGUAAUACUCGUCGCCGUCAGUAAAACUUGUUCUAUGUGGCCUGAAAAAUAUCGAAUACAACAUAAGCAUAUGCAACUGCCAUUGAAACGAUUCGCAAGGUUUUUGUGAUCAGAUAUUCGGAUGUUGUGCACAACAUAAUAAAUUGGAGCCAACUGAACAUAUGUGCUUAAUUUAAUUUAUAUUUAUUUCUUGUUAAUUGUAUUAAGUUCACAAGUUAAAAUAGCCGUAGUUUAUAAUAUUUAAUAAACACUUAAAAGAUAACCUUGCAAAAAUGUUACAAUUAAAAAAAGAAUAAUCAACACAAUAUUGAUGGGAUUAAAAAUGUUUGCCCCCUUU
Molecule: messenger RNA, 1021 nt
Organism: Drosophila innubila
Lineage: Eukaryota; Metazoa; Arthropoda; Insecta; Diptera; Drosophilidae
Gene: veli
Product: protein lin-7 homolog C
Exons: 5
Coding region: 121-708 (195 amino acids)
Biological process (GO): protein localization to basolateral plasma membrane; neurotransmitter secretion; maintenance of epithelial cell apical/basal polarity
Cellular component (GO): cell-cell junction; basolateral plasma membrane; synapse
Molecular function (GO): protein binding
Source: RefSeq, a predicted model, not a curated record